AUGAUCGAGCGCAAGAAGCGCUUCAUGGACGCAGCGCAGGUGCCCAUGGAGUACGACGCUGUCACCAACAUGAUGGAGCCCAAGGAGCCGAUCUGCAACCUCUCGCACGAGGAAGUGAUGAUGCUCGAGAUCAUGCUCUUCGACGAUGAGGACAGCGAGGGCUGCAUGGGCCCCGGCGAGGGCAUGGCGUACCCUGGCUUCCCCAUCGCGACGUACCCGACACCGAGCAUGCCGUCCGGCAACAUGUCGCUGUAG
This is a messenger RNA of Phytophthora sojae, 255 nucleotides long. RefSeq lists its product as hypothetical. NCBI's taxonomy places the organism in Eukaryota, Oomycota, Peronosporomycetes, Peronosporales, Peronosporaceae. Bases 1 to 255 code for a protein of 84 amino acids. The record is from RefSeq and is a predicted model, not a curated record. The transcript has a single exon.